AUGUUCUCGGCCGCGGGGAAGCGCUGCUUCACCAUCGAGUCUUUGGUGGCGAAGGAGAGUCCGUUAUCGGGGGAAGAGCCCGUGCGCCCCGCCGCCCUCACCUACACGCCCCCCACAGACUCUUUCCUGGGCGGCUAUCAGAGCCCCGCGAGCCGCGCGCUCUACCCCAGCCCGGAGCUCGUGUUCCCGGACGCAGUGAGCCACGCGCCUCUGAGCGCGCACCCGCACCAGCUCGGCGGCGCGCACCUCCAGCACCCUCACUUCUUCAGCGCGCAGCACCGAGAACCCAUCAACUUCUAUCCGUGGGUGCUACGGAACCGGUUCUUCGGACAUCGGUUUCAAGGGAAUGAGGUGGCUCAUGACUCUCUGCUGCUGCACGGGCCCUUCGCCCGGAAGCCGAAGCGGAUCCGCACGGCUUUCUCUCCCUCUCAGCUGCUGCGCCUCGAGCGCGCCUUCGACAAGAACCACUACGUGGUGGGAGCGGAGCGCAAACAACUGGCCAACAGCCUCAGCCUGUCCGAGACCCAGGUGAAGGUCUGGUUCCAGAACCGCAGGACCAAGUAUAAACGGCAGAAGCUGGAGGAAGAGGGACCCGAGAGCACACAGAAGAAGAAGGGCAACCACCACAUCAACCGCUGGAGGAUUGCCACCAAACAGACCGGCUCUGAGGACAUAGACGUCACAUCUGAUGCCUAGAACCCAUUAGAACGGGCCUAAACUCACACACAAAGCCAAACAAGCCCUAUUUAUUUAUGUUCUAAGCCAUGAUCAUGUCUGAGUUUAAACGUGGCUGCUGAGGACUGUGUGUGUGUGUUGAUGUGAAAGAGGGAGUGAAAGUGCAGAAAUGUGGUCAGUAUGGAGACCCAGCCCAGCUCUCUCUACCACAAACUACAGAGACUGAACAUGGACUCAGUUAAACCAGGACUUCGCUCACCUUCCCCACAGUAGCUGAAUCUAACAUGGCACACUGUUUUAUUGCCUAGACAACAAAAGCAAUUAUCAAAUAAUUUUCCUCAUUUUAUUUUAUUUAUACUUUUAUUUUUUUUUUUGUUAUUGUUAUUAUUUUGUAUUAAUACCCAUGUCAGAAUAUUUAAGGGUUAAAUUACACAGUCCUAUAAAAAGUUUACACAUCCCUGGUUUAAUUACAUAUUUUGUUGAUUUUAAAUCUUCUACAGAGAAAACACUUCUGCACAUUAAUACACAAUUACUGUUUCUUUACUGAAUUUAACAUAUUUGGAAAAAUAAUAACGAAACAUUAGUUAUGGCACAUUUUAUAUUUUGUUUAAAUUUUUUCCAAUAUGUUAACCUAUGUUAAAAAGUAGAAAUUAUGCAGUAAACUUGCAGAAAAAUGGCAUAUUUUAGUGUGUUCGCUGUAGAGAAUGUGUUGACUUAUUUUCAGUUAGAAAAUAAAAAAGCAUGUAAUUUGGCCAGGGCUGCCCAAACUUUUGCAUAUGACUGUAUCUCUAACUUGAUGUCAACCUGGGAAAAAUACUCUUUGUUGACAGCUAAACAGCUUAAACUGUACCUUUUGUGCUGGUUAUGUACAAUAAUACAUAAUAAUGUAUUCACAUACAUUUAGACCUGAAAACCUCACAAUGAUCAUAAAAAAUUAUAAUGCAUUUCCAUUCAUCAGGUGGUUCAGUUAAUUUCUAUCAUAUUCUUGCUGCCACUGAUUCAUUUCUUUGUAUUUUGAUUAAGAUUUUCCUGUGGCAGCUGACAACAGUGACAAAAUAAACUAAUUGUGAUGGGAGGAAUCAUUUUACAGGCCAGUUUAGACAUGAGCGCAGGAAUGAGAGCUAGUGUGUGUGUGCGUGUGUGAUUAGAGUGCUCGGGUGUCAUUCUGUAAUGGUAAUGCUGGCUGAUGGAUGCAGGUUACAGUGUGGCAGCUCUUUUUUUCUGAUUCACAAACUAUACUGAAUAUUUGCCAACUAACACAUUAAUGCCCGUAUAUUGGCCCAUAUAAUGUACAGUACAAUUGAAAAUGAUUUUUUUUCCAAAAAAAAAGGCCAUAAUA
Molecule: messenger RNA, 2014 nt
Organism: Colossoma macropomum (tambaqui)
Lineage: Eukaryota; Metazoa; Chordata; Actinopteri; Characiformes; Serrasalmidae
Gene: emx1
Product: empty spiracles homeobox 1
Exons: 3
Coding region: 1-696 (231 amino acids)
Biological process (GO): regulation of DNA-templated transcription; neuron differentiation; brain development
Molecular function (GO): DNA binding; DNA-binding transcription factor activity, RNA polymerase II-specific
Source: RefSeq, a predicted model, not a curated record